AUGGCAGAGAAGCUAGCGCUCCCUCUUCUACUACCAAAUCCACCGCACACGAAACCCUUCUUUCAAGAACAACAACCCCAUACCAAACAACCCACCUUACCUCCUCCGCAACUACAAGCACCACCACCCUUAACCCCUCUCCUGCAAGACCUCAUCCAACCCCAGAACCCUACAAAAAAUUCCACACAAACCCAACCUUUCCAAUCCCCAAAUUUGACCACCGCCAUCCUCAGAACACGACGUCGUAUUGGCAGACACCGCGACACCAACAAGGGCAAGCCGUGGUCUCACUACCGCCUCUCCCCACUAGGUGAGCGAACCCUCCAAACCCUUCUGAACCCAGAAUUUGAUAUCGCCAAAGUUAAUGAAACACUGCUUGAAUUAUGCAAUUCACACCAACAAGAAAAAGAAGAAUUGUGUGUAGAGUCUUUGCGUUUUGAUAUUUUAGGAAUUAUUAAGGGUUUAGGGUAUUAUAAGAAAUGUGACUUGGCAUUAAGUGCGUUUGAAUGGGUUAAGAAUCAGAACGAUUCGGAACUUUUGUUAAAUGGGUCUGUUGUUGCUGUCAUCAUAAGCAUGCUUGGCAAAGAGGGCCGGGUUUCAUCUGCAUCUUCUUUGCUUCACAAUUUGCAUAAAGAUGGCUUUGGUAUUGAUGUUUAUGCUUACACUUCUUUGAUAACUGCUUGUGCUAGUAAUGGGAGGUAUAGAGAGGCUGUCUUGGUUUUCAAAAAAAUGGAGGAAGAGGGUUGCAAACCUACUUUAAUUACAUACAAUGUGAUUUUGAAUGUGUAUGGGAAAAUGGGUAUGCCAUGGAAUAAAAUUAUUUCGGUGUUUGAUGGUAUGAAGAGCUCUGGAGUUGCCCCUGAUGCAUAUACAUAUAAUACCCUUAUAAGUUGUUGUCGGCGUGGAUCAUUGCAUGAAGAAGCUAAAGAUAUAUUUGAGGAGAUGAAAUUAGCAGGAUUUGAGCCUGAUAAGGUUACUUAUAAUGCAUUGUUGGAUGUCUAUGGUAAGUCUCGGCGGCCUAAGGAAGCCAUGGAGGUUUUGAGGGGGAUGGAUGUUAAUGGGUUUUCUCCUAGCAAUGUGACUUACAAUUCGCUAAUAUCAGCUUAUGCUAAAGAUGGUUUGUUAAAUGAAGCAGUGGAGUUAAAAGUCGAAAUGGUGAAAAAAGGGAUAAAGCCAGAUGUGUUUACUUAUACAACUCUGUUGUCAGGAUUUGAGAAGGCUGGGAAGGAUGAGUCUGCAGUGAGGGUUUUUGACGAGAUGAGAAGUGCAGGUUGUAAUCCAAAUAUAUGUACCUUUAACGCUCUUAUUAAGAUGCAUGGCAACAGGGGAAAAUUUACGGAAAUGAUGAAGGUUUUUGAAGAGAUCAAGGGCAGUGGAUGUACCCCAGAUAUUGUCACUUGGAAUACUCUUCUGGCAGUCUUUGGGCAGAAUGGGAUGGAUUCUGAAGUGUCUGGAGUGUUCAAGGAAAUGAAGCGAGCAGGGUUUGUAGCUGAGAGGGACACUUUCAAUACCUUGAUCAGUGCUUAUAGCCGCUGUGGGUCUUUUGACCAAGCAAUGGCUGUUUAUAAGAGAAUGUUGGAAGCAGGGGUCUCUCCAGACCUAUCCACCUACAAUACUGUUUUAGCAGCAUUGGCGCGGGGAGGGCUUUGGGAACAGUCUGAGAAAGUGCUCGCUGAAAUGGAGGAUGGUCGAUGUAAACCUAAUCAGCUGACUUACUGUAGUUUGCUUCAUGCUUAUGCUAAUGGGAAGGAAAUUGAACGGAUGCAUGCUCUUGCACAAGAUAUAUAUUCUGGAAUUAUCGAACCCCAUGCUGUGCUUUUGAAGACCCUUGUUUUAGUCUACAGUAAAAGUGACCUGUUAAUGGAAACAGAGCAAGCUUUCCUGGAGUUGAGAAGAAAAGAUUUGUCGCCUGACAUAACUACUCUCAAUGCCAUGGUUUCCAUUUAUGGUCGAAGGCAAAUGAUUACCAAGGCAAAUGAGAUAAUAAACUUCGUGAAUCAGAUGGGGUUCACUCCUAGCUUGACCACGUACAAUAGUUUGAUGUAUAUGUACAGCCGAUCUGGAAAUUUUGAGAAAUCUGAAGAAAUACUGAGAGAUCUUUUGGCAAAAGGAAUCAAGCCAGAUGCUAUUUCUUAUAACACCGUGAUAUAUGCAUAUUGUAGAAAUGGUCAGAUGAGAGAGGCCUCACGGGUCUUCAAGGAAAUGACGGAAUCUGGGCUUGUUCCAGAUGUGAUCACAUAUAACACCUUUGUUGCAAGUUAUGCAGCCAAUGGAAUGUUUGUGGAUGCCAUUGAUUUGGUUCGAUACAUGACCAAGCAUGGCUGUAAACCAAAUGAGAGCACAUACAACUGCAUCUUGGAUUGGUAUUGUAAGCUUGAUAGGAGAGAUGAAGCAAUAAUGUUUGUUAAUAACCUGCGUAAGCUUGAACCCCAUGUAUCUAAGGAGGAAGAAUGUAGAUUGUCAGAAAGAUUGACAAGUAAGUGA
Molecule: messenger RNA, 2484 nt
Organism: Ilex paraguariensis (yerba mate)
Lineage: Eukaryota; Viridiplantae; Streptophyta; Magnoliopsida; Aquifoliales; Aquifoliaceae
Source: the annotation of a GenBank genome assembly